GAUUCAACCCCGAGUUGUUUCGUUCGAAGAACAGGUGUUAGUCAUCCGAGAGAAGCUUGCUGAGCUAUAUGAAUCCGAGCAACAAUGGUCAAAAGCAGCAUAAAUGCUUAGUGGCAUUGAUCUAGACUCUGGAAUCAGAAUGAUGGAUGAGACGUACAAAUUAUCCAAAUGCGUCCAAAUCGCUCACUUCUACCUCGAGGAUAAUGAUGCUGUAAAUGCAGAAGUUUUCAUCAAUAAAGCUUCAUUUUUGGUGAGCAGUAGUCAACAAGAAGUAUUGAAUUUACAAUACAAGGUUUGUUAUGCAAGGAUCUUAGACUUAAAACGGAAGUUUCUGGAAGCUGCACUUCGUUACUAUGACAUUUCUCAGAUUGAGAAGCGGCAAAUUGGAGAUGAGUUGAUCGAUGAGGAUGCACUGGAGCAAGCUCUUAGUGUUGUUGUGACCUAUAAAAUUUUGGCCACCGCUAGUUCCCAACAUUCCCGUGUUCUUGCCACCUUGUAUAAGGAUGAAAGGUGCUCCAAAUUAAAGAUUUACCCGAUAUUGCAAAAGGUGUAUCUGGAGAGGAUUUUGCAUAAACCAGAAAUUGAUGCAUUUGCCAAAGAACUAAGAGCACACCAGAAAGCUUUUUUACUAGAUAAUUUCACCAUGCUGGAUCGUGCCAUGAUUGAACAUAAUCUUUUGAGUGCAAGUAAACUUUAUACAAACAUAAGCUUUGAAGAACUUGGAACUUUACUUGGUAUUGCUCCUCAAAAGGCUGAGAAGAUAGCUUCGAGAAUGAUUUAUGAAGAUAGAAUGAGAGGAUCCAUAAAUCAGGUUGAGGCAGUCAUACAUUUUCAAGAUGACACAUAAGAGCUGCAACAGUGGGAUCAACAGAUUGUGGGGCUUUGCCAAGCUCUUAAUGAUGUUCUUGAUAGUAUGGUGAAAAAGGGCCUUGCUGUUCCAGUCUAGAAACUGCAUCAGUUGCAAUCCCUUAUUUUUUGGUGGGGGGUAUAUAGGUAUAGAAAUGGUGUUCAUAUUUCUGGAUGAUUUUGUUAAUGUAAUAGUGUCACCUUUGGCUGGUAGAUUGGUCCUUAAGCUAAUGGGCGUUAAGAGUUGUAAUUCUUUAUUCUA
Magnolia sinica is the source of this 1108-nucleotide messenger RNA. RefSeq names its product COP9 signalosome complex subunit 4-like. The transcript has a single exon. Lineage: Eukaryota; Viridiplantae; Streptophyta; Magnoliopsida; Magnoliales; Magnoliaceae. Gene Ontology annotation, cellular component: cytosol; COP9 signalosome. The coding region runs from base 104 to 847 and encodes 247 amino acids. The record is from RefSeq and is a predicted model, not a curated record.